Messenger RNA from Cyprinus carpio (common carp), 1878 nucleotides. RefSeq names its product adhesion G protein-coupled receptor L1-like. Gene Ontology annotation, biological process: signal transduction. Bases 1441 to 1878 code for a protein of 145 amino acids. Gene Ontology annotation, molecular function: carbohydrate binding. NCBI's taxonomy places the organism in Eukaryota, Metazoa, Chordata, Actinopteri, Cypriniformes, Cyprinidae. The transcript is spliced from 6 exons. The record is from RefSeq and is a predicted model, not a curated record.
GAAAGAGAGAGAGCUUGGGGGAAUUAAGCAGGGCGUUCAUGUUCUCUCUGUGAAAGCUUCGCGUUAAGGUUCUCUCGCUCGCGCCUGCCGCAUCCAGCACAGCACAAACGGGAACAGCGUUUCUCUCCCGUCAGGAACCGAUGCGCGACCAUAAUAGAGUGAAUCUUUAGGUUUAGGUGAAUUAUUUGGUCGAAGCAGCGAGGCCUGUGCUGUUUUUCGCCGUGUGUCUCUAUUGUAUGCAGCAGCAGCAUCUUCCAUUGAUCUGUUGCUAUCUGCUGGGAUCCUCUGCAUCUGUCCUCUACUACCAUCACAACAUCUGGCCGCGGUCGCACGCUCCUCUCUUUCAUAUUAAACCUAAUAUCCUGUUUUGACGAGUACUUUUUUUUUUCUUCUGUCGUACACAUAGAUGUAUUCAUAGAUGCCGAACAGUGUUUUUAAUCGUCGUGUUGCUAUAUUUGUGAUUUAUUCGUCGGGCAUCGCUCGGCGCAGGCCGUGGGUUUAGUCACGGACAUCCACGAUGGGCUUCUGCGCUAAAUGUCGCGGAUGCUGCUGAUUGUCGGUGGCAUUUAUUACGGAAUUAACGCGUUUUUUACAUCGCGUGCACAGGGAGCGGCGCCAGGCGGGAUUUUGCGUCCGCAGCAAACGACGCAUUUCUUUUUGCCUGAACUCGCAUUUUCCUUUUUAUUAAUAUGACUAUUUUUUGUUUUCAAUGAAAAUCGCCUGUCUGUUAGACAAGGAUCGCCAUUUGUAUGGUCGUGGACGGGGAGCGGCGCCAGACGGGAUUUCUUUUCUUUUUUUAUUUUUUUUUUGCAACAUGCAAUAUCUAUUUUUACCUCAGCUCAGUUCCUUAUUAUUAAUAUUCUAGCUAUUUCAGUGUUUAGUUUUCGAUGAAAACCAGCCAGAAGAGGAUCACCCUCAGCUCAUCGUCUCUUUGCCAUCCCCUUGACGAUCAACAGUUAUCGCGUAAAUGCCUCUAAAUCCGCGCGAUUAUUAGUCGGAGCGCGCGACGUCGAGUCGGAGAUUUUCGCUUGUGCUCAUAAUGACUAAUAAACCAAAACGAUUCUCAUCUUCACUCAUGGAUGCUUUGAAUGUUGUAGGUUAAUUUGUCUUUUGGACAGGGUCAGGAGACUGAUAUUGGAUUAUAUCAUUGCCCGUGUUUAUUAUUUCUCCUGCGUGUUUGUGACUGAAGAUGCUCCAUAGGGUGGAUUACUGAAUAUCAUGUUUUUGGCCCUUUUAUCAUCUGGAAAGAUGGCAUCUGAUUAAAUUUUAAUCUUGAUGCAUUCUGGCGACACGGGAGGAGAAGAGGAGAAGCGAGUGAAUCGGGGAGGAGAGGAGAGAGGAGAGGGAGAGGAGAGGAUGUAGGGUGGAUACAGAAGGUUCAGCUGACGUUACAGGAGACUGUCCCGCGCCUUUCACCUCGUCCGUUCCUCUGUCCUUACCAUGGCGCUGUCACUCUGGUUACUGUGGAUGUGUCCUGUGUUGCUUAGCAACAUCGCUCCCUCCGAACAAGGUCUGAGUCGAGCGGCGAUGCCCUUCGGUCUGAUGAGGAGAGAGCUGGCGUGUGAGGGAUACCCCAUCGAGCUGCGCUGCCCAGGAAGUGAUGUCAUCAUGAUCGAGACGGCCAACUACGGCCGCACUGACGACAAGAUCUGCGACGCCGACCCCUUCCAGAUGGAGAAUGUGCAGUGCUACCAGCCGGACGCGUUCAAGAUCAUGUCACACAGGUGUAAUAACAGGACCCAGUGUGUGGUCGUCGCCGGGGCAGAUGUGUUUCCUGACCCCUGUCCUGGUACUUACAAAUACCUGGAGAUCCAGUAUGAGUGUGUCCCUUACAAAGUGGACCAAAAAGGUAAAGACCUUUUAAGAUAUGGAAUUUGA